GAUGAACCGGGAUCCAGUUACCACAGAGCGGACAUGUUUUCAGCAUUGCACCGCUGAUUGGCUGUUGACUGUGGCGGCUGAAGCAUGAAGGUGGGAUGAACAGCUGCGGGGUAAACGGCUGACUCACCGUUUAUUUCAUCGAAAGGACUCGUCAUGGCAAGUCGAAGGUAUCUAUGGACCGGACAAGACCCCUGAGAGUCAGAGGGCUUCAGGCUUCAGCAGAGAAAGCAAAAAAGUUCCCAGAGUCCAGUGUGAAUGAUAACAUCAUGAGGCUUCCGAUACGCUGGGCAGCACACAGGCGUGUGUUGAUGCUGGGUGUGUUUCUAGGCUUGCUGAGUUUGGUGAUGAUCUCCCUGCCGCUGAUUGAAACAAAGACAAGCAAACCUGUGGAGUGGGUCGUUGAGCCCAACCAUAAAAAGCUGGUGCAUGAAUACGUCCACAAAGUCCUGGAGGGUCCGUGUCGCCCCAGUGGUGCCAGGCAGAGCUUGUUAGCUCAACUCCCUGCUUCCGGUCAUGUGAUCCAGCCCUUCCUGUGGAAGGACAAGCCGCUCCCUGACGACCUUUUCCUCUAUCCACCCCCGUUUGGAUUUAAUGGUCUCGAAAGCAAAGUAGAGAACCUGCUAAAGCUGUUUUCAGCACCACAGCCAGAGAAGGCACCAGGUAGAUGUCAGCGCUGUUUGGUCCUUGGAAAUGGAGGCAUUCUCAAAGGCCUGCAGCUGGGCUCACAGUUUGACCGUUUUGACAUCCUUAUCAGGCUAAACAGAGGCCCCCUGGGAGAAUUCAGUGUUGACGUUGGAAAUCGGACCAGCAUCAGGAUGAGCUACCCAGAGGGCACACCGCUGCACUGGGCCGACACAGACCCACACGCUCUGUUUGUCGCUGUUGUGUAUAAACGUGUAGACAUCAGCUGGAUCUCUGCUAUGAUCACCAGGCUCACUGUGCCUCUGUGGGACUGGCUCUUCUUCUGGCAGAAGGUUCCAAAUCAAAUCCCUCUUGAGCCCUCCAGGUUCAGACUUCUAAACCCGCAUGUCAUCAGACAGACGGCCUUAGGCCUCCUGAAAUACCCUCCACCCAGAUCACGCCUGUGGGGCUGGGACCAGAACGUGCCCACUCUGGGUGUCUCUGCACUGAAUUUAGCCAGUCUGCUGUGUGACGAGGUCAGCCUGGCAGGGUUUGGAUACAACCUGUCCCAGCAGGAGGCGCCACUGCACUACUACGACCACCUGCCUAUGAGCGCCAUGCUGCAGGAGAAGAUGCACAACGUGGACAGAGAGACUGAACUGCUGCGAAGCCUCGUCAAAGCAGGAACCAUCACUGACCUGACGGGGGGCAUCCACUGCGCUUUCUGCAAGAGCUGACCUCCGACACAUUUCACUGGAAGCGCUGACUCGUUUUUUGAUGUGUUCAGGACAGAAUGAACUCUGUAAUGCAGAAAAAACAGCAGGAUGGGAGACCUCACGAACACGUAAGCACAAAGGUUGAAAGGAAUCUAGUAAUAUUUGUCCCAAAGUGCUUCUUGAAGAACAAAGGACAUAGAACCCUCAGCUUUACAUGUCUGUCAGUAUUUAAAUGUUCUUUUAUUUUAGAAAAUGACUUUCAAGCAGAAGUUUCAUUUUUCCAACCCACAAACUGGACCAACCAAAUAUUUAAGUGUCUUUACAAACACAUGAGACAGGAAGAUCUCAUAUUAAAAUGCAGAAUUAUCAUCUCCUUAAAUUUGAUCCAUAUCAGCGUUGUAGAUGUGUAUUUGUCAAUAUAGUACAAGUGUUUGAAAAGUUAUGAGCCCAACCAGUACUUCGUGUUGAUGGUAAAACUCAGAGAAGGCGCUCAGUAGUAACAACAUGCCGACUAAACACUAUGAGGAGAGUUUUACUACAGCUGUGAGUUGAAAGUGUAGAAUGAAAAUAAUACUACUGAGCAGAUUACACUGAGCCAAAGUAUGUUUCCACUGGUUCUAAAGAUGUUUUCAAAAUGAAUGACCAAGUGCUGGAUCAGUUUGUCACUUAAGCAGAUCUUCAAUAUGCAUGUUCUUUGUUUGUUACCAGUGACAACAACAGAAUGGGUCUGUAUUCAAAGUCACAUAGGAUGUGAAAUGCACUAAACAGUGUAUUAAUUAUUAAUGCACGAUUCCACGAUGUUUGAAGCAGGCUUCAAAUAGUUUAAGUAGUCCAAGACAUGUUUCUUCCACUUCAAUUUUUUGUUUGUUUAUUAUAUGGAGGACAGUGUGGCAAACUACUUUAAUAUUUAUCAGCACAUCUAGAUCAUUCCGUUUAAAUAUCACCUGAUGUGCCAGAUGUGCAGAGCUUAAAGCUUAGAUUUGGCGAAUCUAGCUAGAAUCCAGCUGCCUCACUGUUGCUGUCAAUCAAACACAACAGUUUUGCAAAUUCUUUCGUUGCCUUCUAUUGUUGUGUUUUUUAAAAAACAUUUUUGUGCCACUGCAUUUUGUUGCAGGUUUCCAAAAUGAUUGUCAAAUGAAACUUGUUAUUUAUAUUUUUUGUAUUGUUUCUAGGUCAUUAAUAUAAUUGUCAUUGUUUGUAAUAAAGUUAAUAGCAGUGGGUUUGGGCUUCGUUUCUUGAACUGAAGCUCUUUAUCUGUUACAUAAUGUUCUUCCAGUGACCUUUAUUUUGAAGGAGCAGUGAAUCUUAUGGGGUUUUUUUUUCAUUAAAAUGUUUAAUAGCCAACACAGCUGAUAGCAAGACAAGUAUAUUGAACAAUAGAGCAGAUGUACAGAUUAUGAAUUCAUUUAGUCAGAUGUGCAUUUGACACCAAGGAGUUUAAAAGAAAGUUACUCCUUAUUAAAAACAGCAAAUCCGUAUAUGUGACUUCCAGGAGAUUAAUGCAUCUGUUUGUAUAGAAUAAAAACUCAGAGAAACUU
Molecule: messenger RNA, 2875 nt
Organism: Acanthochromis polyacanthus (spiny chromis)
Lineage: Eukaryota; Metazoa; Chordata; Actinopteri; Pomacentridae
Gene: st3gal5
Product: ST3 beta-galactoside alpha-2,3-sialyltransferase 5
Exons: 8
Coding region: 174-1358 (394 amino acids)
Molecular function (GO): lactosylceramide alpha-2,3-sialyltransferase activity
Source: RefSeq, a predicted model, not a curated record